Coniophora puteana RWD-64-598 SS2 is the source of this 1767-nucleotide messenger RNA. RefSeq names its product glycosyltransferase family 48 protein. Gene Ontology annotation, biological process: (1->3)-beta-D-glucan biosynthetic process; fungal-type cell wall polysaccharide biosynthetic process. The transcript has 8 exons. Bases 1 to 1767 code for a protein of 588 amino acids. NCBI's taxonomy places the organism in Eukaryota, Fungi, Basidiomycota, Agaricomycetes, Boletales, Coniophoraceae. Gene Ontology annotation, cellular component: plasma membrane; 1,3-beta-D-glucan synthase complex. The record is from RefSeq and is a predicted model, not a curated record. Gene Ontology annotation, molecular function: 1,3-beta-D-glucan synthase activity.
AUGGUGAUCCAAACCUUCACCGCCAGCUACCCUGGUCUCUCUACCCAGGCCCGCAUGGUAUCCAUCUUCAUGUGGAUGCUCAUCUUCGGGUGCAAGGCCACGGAGUCAUACUGGUUCUUGACGUUCUCGCUCCGUGACCCAAUUGCCGUCAUGGUACUUCGGCCCGAACCUUUGCAUGACCCGGCUCACUUCACGCUGGCGAUUAUGCAUGUCAUAGACUUCAUCUUGUUCUAUCUCGACAAGUUCUUGCGAUACAUCAUCUGGAAUACGGUGUUCAUUAUCGGCCGGUCGUUCAUGCUUGGCUUCACGUCUACUUUGAAGAUUUCAGCGUCGAAAGACAUGGACGUCAGAUACAAGCCUAAGGUGCGUUUUACUGAUUUUCUCUUGUCGCAUUCGAUGUACCGCGAGCAUUUAUCGACAAGGGCUUCAAGGACAAAUUCCUACCCGGCCGGCAGCGAGACUGAACGUCGAGUCUCGUUUUUCGCCCAGCCCUUCAUCGUCAAUCUCCCGGAGCCUCUGCUGGUCGAUGCCAUGCCCGCGUUCACGCUUCACCCGGUCGAAUGGGACAACUUCGUUCAGGAUAACAAUAUUAUCGCCGAGGAAUCUGCCACGUUCAACGGCGGCAGCAACAGCCCCUUCACUGCCGAUGAGAAGGCUCAGUCGAAGAUGGACGAUCUUCCGGUCCACUGCAUUGGUUCCAAGAGCUUCACACCCUUCGAGUUCACUCUGCGUACCCAUAUUUGGGCUUCGCUUCGUGCUCAAACCCCCGAUCACACGAUCAAGCUCCUAGACCAUGUCGAUAAACCUGAAGUUGUUCGACGGUCCGGAGGCAACACUGAGAGGCUUGAGCGUGAGCCCGAGCGCAUGGCUCGCCGCAAUUUCAACGCGUCUGUUCUCUGCGUCAUUGAUGAUCACUCCGAGUUCACUCUCGAGACUGGCCACCGCCGUCCCAAGUUCCACAUUGAGCUUCCUGGUAAUCCCAUUCUCGGUGACGGGAAGUCCGACAGCCAGAAUCACGCUGUCAUCUUCUACCGCGGCGAGUACUUGCAGCUCAUCGAUGCCAGCCGGGACAACUAUCUCGAGGAAUAUCUCAAGCUUCGGGAUUUAUUUGGGUACUCUGUUUCAUCCCAGAGUCCUUAUGCGCAGUACGGUCACAAGGACUUCCGCAAGCUAUACGUCGUCACGGUUGGCGCGCGCGAGUACCUCUUCUCGGAGAACAUCGGUAUCCUCGGUGAUCUCGCGGCCGGCAAGGAGCAGACGUUUGGUACCCUGUCCGCUCGUGACUGGGCAUGGAUCGGUGGAAAGCUUCACUACAGUCACCCCGAUUUCCUGAACGCUCUGUACAUGAACACACUUGACGGUGUCUCCAAGUCGCAGAAGGGUCUCUAUCUCGACGAGGAUAUAUACGCUGGUAUGAAUGCCUUUGGACGUGGCGCUCGCAUCAAGCAUACGGAGUAUAUCCAGUGCGGCGAGGGUCGUGAUCUCGGUUUCGGAACGACCUCAACUUCCAGACGAAGAUUGGUACGGGAAGAUGAGCAAGUACCCAAACGCGAGUACUACUACCUUGGCACACAGCUCCCAAUUGAUCGGCUCCUGACGUUCUACUAUGCUCACCCUGGGUUCCACAUCAACAAUAUGCCCGUCACCUUGGCCAUGCGGCUCUUCAUUUUGUGUAACUUGACUGAACAUGAAACUGCUCGCGCUGUCGUCCGCUUGGGCAGCCAGUUCCUGUCCCUCUCGCCCCUCAUCGAGGGUUAUUCCACGUAG